Molecule: messenger RNA, 549 nt
Organism: Paramecium pentaurelia
Lineage: Eukaryota; Ciliophora; Oligohymenophorea; Peniculida; Parameciidae
Source: the annotation of a GenBank genome assembly
AUGUAAUAGACAUCUAUUCUUCCUCAAUAAUAAAUUGUACACUUCUCAAAUACUACAAAUAGAUCUUAAAGAUCACUCUCUCCAAAUGAGAGAAUCUUAUAAAAUCGGAGGGAUUCAUGUUACGAUUACGGAAGUUAGGUAUCAAAAGAAUAAUUUAAUAUGCUUGAAUAAAAAGUUAAAAAAUAGUAAAAGGAAAAUAAAGCAAAUUUGAAGCUCAAGUUAUUAGAGAAUAUAGAAAAUGAAUAAACAACUUAAGUAACAUUCAAGACAACUAAGGAGGAAUUGCAUAAAGUUGUUGAUUAAUUGAUGGUGGCAUUUAAAGAAUAAUAAAAUAAUUAGAAGAUUUAAUAAGAAAAAUAAAAUUAGGAAGUAACUUAUAUAGUGAAUAGUGAAUAGAGAACUUAAGUAGCAGUGUAAGCACCAGUUUAAAGUCAAGUCUAAUAAUGCCCUCCCCCUAACCCUAUCCCUAUCCCUAUCCCUACCCCUUGCUAUAAUAAUUAUAAAAAGAAAAGAAGAUGCUGGGUGAUGCGUUUCUUGAGGCAUUUUUGA